Messenger RNA from Chelmon rostratus (copperband butterflyfish), 1375 nucleotides. RefSeq names its product arginine/serine-rich protein 1 (gene rsrp1). Lineage: Eukaryota; Metazoa; Chordata; Actinopteri; Chaetodontiformes; Chaetodontidae. The record is from RefSeq and is a predicted model, not a curated record. Bases 219 to 1193 code for a protein of 324 amino acids. The transcript has 5 exons.
CGGCAGACGACCUUUCUCCUAGGAAGGGCCGACGGUUGCGUUUUCGUAAAAUACAGACUAAAAACAAAGACGUUUUAACGUUUUGAGUACUAUCUCUAAGUUGUCGUCUCGUGAUACGUUUGUAGAGGCGAGUUUGUCGACAAAGAUCGUUUAUAUCGGCGUUACCAGAACAAAGGUUUCAAGCUACAGUCGACCGGCUUGUGGCAGACAACAGAACAAUGGCAAAGGUCAAAGACUCCCACUCUGAAAUGGCCCGCGCCCGCCAGAGUGAUGGCAUCAAUGUAAUCUUUGACCAGAACAGCCCUACCUCAUCCCACUCUCGCUCCCGAUCCAGAAGCAGCAGCGGCAGCAGCCGCUCCUCAGCACGCCACAGGGGACGUGGUAGCCACAGGGGACGUUGCAGGUCUUCAUCUUCAACAUCGUCUUCAUCCCGCAGCAGGUCCUCCUCUAACCCCAGGUCCCGCUCUCAUCCUCGUUGCCACAGACCCUCGUCCCGCUGUCGCUGUGAUGGCCAUCACAGGUAUGGCCGCGGCCGCUACCGCCGCUCCCCGCCGCGACGCUACAGAGCUCACUCUCGUACCUACAGCCGCUCACCCUCACCAGACAAAUACUUGCAUAGCAGACACAACAGGUCCCGCUCCAGGUCUUCCAGCCAUCAGAGCAGGCGAAGGAGAGACGUGAACCAGUUUCGCAGGUUGUCCCGAUCCCCAUCCAGAACCUACAGGAGCCGAUCAAAGUCUAGAUCUUCAGGACGAUCUGUCAGUUUGAGUUUAGAUGAAAAAAGGGAACUCCUUAAAGCUGCAAAGGCCAAUGCUAUGAAGAUCCUAGGAACAGAGAGUCUGGAACUUCCUGAAAGUGUGGAACCAAUCCCGUCAGAGCAGUUGAUGGAGUCCAAAUGGGUGUCACCAGAGCCAGAGACAAGGGUGAGACAAGACCCUGAAAAGAGUCCGUCACAGAGCAGUGAGGUGGAGCCUGAUGAUAUGUCCAGCCCAAAGAUAUCCCCAAAAAGGAAAAUCAUCUCUUUCAGCAUUAAUAAUUCUGUGGUCAAACCAGCAGUGGCUGCUUCAUCUUGUGCUAAGGUAACUCCAAGAGUGGACAUCUAUGAAAGCAGGAAGCCCUAUGGCCACUGGGUUCCGGUCAAAUCCGGCCGAACCUCCAACACACGUAAACAUACACUCGCCACGUUACGUUAGUGUGGCAGAGUACAUGGACACUGUAAAUACUGUAAAUAUUGUAUAUAUCAUUGCUGAUAUUUCUUUCAGACGUUAAAGAGUUAAAUGGGAAGAAGUGAAGCUUCGUCCAGGUGGGAAUAUUUUUUUUUCCUCCCGAGUAUUGUGAUGAUCAUGGAUUCAAUAAAGAUUUAUUUGAUCAAGAA